AUGAGUAACGAAAAGGUUGACUUGGAUAGAAUAAUAGAGAAACUUCUUUCUGUUCGGAACAGUAAACUUGGAAGGCUGGUCCAUCUUGCUGAAGCAGAGAUAAGAUACUUGUGUGAGAAGUCGACUGAAGUGUUCAAGAAACAGCCUACUCUAGUCGAGGUAAAAGCCCCGGUUAAGAUCUGCGGAGAUGUGCAUGGACAGUACUAUGAUCUCCUGAAGCUAUUUGAGCACGGAGGAUUUCCUCCUUCCAGCAACUAUCUGUUUCUUGGAGACUAUGUAGAUAGAGGAAAGCAGUCUCUGGAGACGAUCUGCUUGCUAUUAGCAUACAAGAUAAAGUUUCCAAACAACUUCUUUCUUCUGAGAGGAAACCAUGAGUGUGCCAGCAUCAACAGGAUAUACGGAUUUUACGACGAAUGCAAGAGGAGAUAUGACACAACUGUGUGGAAGAUGUUCACGGAAUGUUUCAAUUGGAUUCCCAUUUCUGCACUUGUUGAUGGUAGGAUCCUCUGCAUGCAUGGAGGGAUUUCGCCUGACCUGAAAAGUAUGGACCAGAUAAAGGCAAUUGUGAGGCCCACAGAUGUCCCUGACGAAGGCCUUCUCUGUGAUCUUCUAUGGAGCGAUCCUGAUGCCAGUGUAAGGGGGUGGGGAGAGAACGAUAGAGGUGUUUCCGUGACAUUUGGGCCCGAUACUGUGGAAAGAUUUCUGGAGACACACAAUCUGGACCUUAUAUGUAGAGCACACCAGGUGGUAGAAGACGGAUACGAGUUUUUCGCCAACCGAUCUCUAGUUACGGUGUUUUCUGCACCAAACUAUUGCGGGGAGUUUGAGAACUCUGGGGCGAUUAUGGAUGUAGAUAAGGAUCUUGUGUGUUCAUUUCAGGUUCUCAAGCCUACUGAUUUCAUUGGAAACACAGAAUCUAAGAAGAAGCAGAUGGGGAUGCCUCGUAAAAAGUAA
Molecule: messenger RNA, 954 nt
Organism: Encephalitozoon hellem ATCC 50504
Lineage: Eukaryota; Fungi; Microsporidia; Unikaryonidae
Product: PP1 serine/threonine phosphatase
Exons: 1
Coding region: 1-954 (317 amino acids)
Cellular component (GO): cytoplasm; nucleus
Molecular function (GO): protein serine/threonine phosphatase activity
Source: RefSeq, a predicted model, not a curated record